ACAAAUAAAAAUAAGUAUGAUAUGACAUAACCUCAAACCUUGACUUAACCUCACAAAAAAUUACAAUAUAUAAAAAAUUUUGAAGAAAUUGCGGAGAAUGCUACGAUUACUAACAAAAUUGGAUAAAAAUAUCCGAAUUGUAAGCAAUUUCAACAAUAUAUCAUCUUUAAAAAUUAAAGAAUCAAAUUCAAAUCAACCAGAAAUUUCUAAUAAGCGAAAUAAUGAAAAUGAAGAUUUCACAACGAUAUAUAAAUUUCCUCACAUAACGGCUUUAAGCACAUUAAACAAAUUAAAAAUUUACCAUACAUUUGUAACAGUCUUAGGAAUUCCGGGAAGUAUUAUUUUAAAUCAAGCCAAUUUAAUUCAAAGCGAUGCUAUUUAUAUAACAUCAGCCAUAGGUAUAUCUGGAUGUUUAGUUUUAUACAGUUUAAGUUAUUUAUCAAAAGAUUUUAUUGGAUUUCUUUAUGUAAGCAAAGAUUUUAACCAAAUAAAAGUAUCGUCAAUUGAUUAUUGGGGUAAACGGAAAGAUGAAAUUGUUGAUGCUCAAGAUAUUGUUCCUUUAUCUGAUUUAAAAUUUUCGGUAACAGAUGGGAUGUACUUUAGGUUAAUGCGUUAUUCAAUUCCUAAAAAAUAUUGGAAAAUAAAUACCCGAUAUGGUGUUGUUUUAGAUAAAAAAAAAUUUGAAAAAUUUAUUCAAUAAAAUUAUAACAAACAAUCUUUAACAGCUAUUCGUGUUACAACUGAAUCAAUUAAAUCGACACAUUUAAACUCCUCGUCACCUAUUUUAUAGGCUUUACAAAGUGCUUUUGUAUCACACAAAUCUUGUAAUUUAAUAACAUCAGUUUCAUCUCCAUCGAUUUCUUUAAAAACUUCCUCUGAAUUAUCAAUGUCGUUUGUGAUAACUACAACUAAAAGGUCGGUUUCUUUAUCAUGGAUUCCGAAAGUUUGUAAACUUUGAGUAAUAUUCUUUGAUAUUGAUAAAUUAAAAAGGAUUUCACUGUA
Messenger RNA from Onthophagus taurus, 1002 nucleotides. Its product is annotated as transmembrane protein 186. Lineage: Eukaryota; Metazoa; Arthropoda; Insecta; Coleoptera; Scarabaeidae. Gene Ontology annotation, cellular component: mitochondrion. The record is from RefSeq and is a predicted model, not a curated record.